Meira miltonrushii is the source of this 735-nucleotide messenger RNA. RefSeq lists its product as uncharacterized. NCBI's taxonomy places the organism in Eukaryota, Fungi, Basidiomycota, Exobasidiomycetes, Exobasidiales, Brachybasidiaceae. Gene Ontology annotation, molecular function: carbohydrate:proton symporter activity. The transcript has a single exon. The record is from RefSeq and is a predicted model, not a curated record. The annotation marks the transcript as partial. Gene Ontology annotation, cellular component: membrane. Gene Ontology annotation, biological process: carbohydrate transport; transmembrane transport.
GACUCUCUCGGUCAAAGCCGUCGUUUAUCUUUGGUCUUGGGUGGUAUCUUUGCCACAAUCUAUGCAAUCUCAACUAUUCCUGCAUUCUUCUUGAUCGAACGUUUAGGAAGACGUCCUUUGUUCUUGAUUGGUGCUAUAGGUCAAGGUACAUCUUUCAUCAUCACAUUCGCAUGUUUGGCUGCAGGUGGAAAUCACGAACAAAAUGCAAAGGGUGCUGCUGUAGGUUUGUACCUCUUCAUCGUAUUCUUUGCAUUCACCAUUUUGCAAUUGCCAUGGGUUUACCCUCCCGAGGUUAACCCAAUGCGUACUCGUACAGCUGCAACAUCCGUUUCAACUUGCACAAACUGGCUUAGUAACUUUGCCGUCGUCAUGUUUACACCCGUUUUCAUUCAAUCUAGUCAAUGGGGAGCAUACCUUUUCUUCGCCGUUAUGAACUUCGUUUGGGUACCAAUCAUCUACUUCUUCUACCCUGAAACAAAGCAACGUACGUUGGAAGAAAUCGACCUUAUCUUCGCCAAGGCUUACGAGGAAAACAAGUUUGCUUUCCGUGUGGCCAACGAUAUGCCCAAACUUUCAGCAGGAGAAAUUGGUUCCGAGCUUGCAAAGACUGGUCUUACUACAACUACCUCAAAGAACCCUGAUUCGGAUGUUGAACAGCAUACUGCCGGUGCAGCUGAAGGCACUGAGCCAAACUCAGAAGGUCCAUCAACUCCAUCGAGUCAUGAAAACCUUUAA